Molecule: messenger RNA, 798 nt
Organism: Orycteropus afer afer
Lineage: Eukaryota; Metazoa; Chordata; Mammalia; Tubulidentata; Orycteropodidae
Gene: UROS
Product: uroporphyrinogen III synthase
Exons: 9
Coding region: 1-798 (265 amino acids)
Biological process (GO): uroporphyrinogen III biosynthetic process
Molecular function (GO): uroporphyrinogen-III synthase activity
Source: RefSeq, a predicted model, not a curated record
AUGAAGGUUCUUUUACUGAAAGACCCUAAAGAGGAUGACGGUGGCCAGGACCCAUAUAUCAGGGAAUUGGGGUUCCGUGGACUUGAAGCCACUUUGAUUCCUGUUUUGUCCUUCAAGUUUUUGUCUCUCAGCAGCUUCUCUGAGAAGCUGUCUCAUCCUGAAGCUUACGGGGGACUCAUUUUCACCAGCCCCCGAGCAGUGGAAGCAGUGGAGUUGUGUUUGGAGAAGGACAAUAAAACUGAAGCCUGGAAAAAGUCUUUGAAAGAAAAGUGGAAUGCUAAGCCAGUGUACGUGGUUGGAAAUGCUACCGCUUCUCUCGUGAGGAAAAUUGGCCUGGAUUCAGAGGGCAAAAACUCUGGCAGUGCAGAAAAGCUUGCGGAAUGUAUCUGUUCCAGGGAGUCACCGGCGCUGCCGCUCCUGUUUCCCUGUGGAACCCUCAAAGGCGAGAUCCUGCCGAACAUGCUCAAGGACCAAGGGGUCCCCAUGGAAAGCUUACCCGUCUAUCAGAAGAUCCCACACCCAGGAAUCCACGGGGACCUGAGGAGUUACUUCUCCAAGCAGGGCGUCCCAGCCAGCAUCACAUUUUUCAGUCCCUCAGGCCUGACGUACAGCCUGCAGCAUAUCCAGGAGUUAUCUGGUGACAGCAUCAAGCAUAUCAAGUUUGUGGCCAUCGGCCCCAACACAGCACGGGCAAUGGCUGCUCAGGGCCUGCCCUUGAGCUGCACUGCAGAGAGCCCCACACCAGAAGCCCUGGCCAGAGGCAUCUGGAAGGUGCUCCAGCCCCAUGCCUGCUGCUGA